AUGAGGACCCGCUGGUCCCUCAUCCAGAGGGAUCAUGAAGACCCGCUGGUCCCUCAUCCACGGAGACUACGUGUCCAUCGGGGAGACGGUGCCGGCAGCCCGAGGCUGAUGCUCAGACCCAGGACUCUGUGGCUUCCUCCAGCCGCCUGUGUCCGCUCCCCGGGCUCCCCCUCGGCCCCGGGCGUCCCGCUGCGCCCCCGCACCCACCGACCCACCUCCAGACCGAUUGGCAACCGCGGCCUGACAUCGGAGGGCCCCCGCCGCUCCCGGCUUCACGGCCGGCUCGCGAAACGUAAAGGCCAAGAGAGGCCCACAGGUUACCCCUGUGAUCAGUGUGAGAAAGUCCUCGCCACUUCUUCAUCCUUGAAGAGACAUAAGAAGAUUCACACUGGAGAUAAGCCGUACAGAUGUGAGCAGUGUGGGGCGGCUUUUACCCAAUCAAGUGAUUUAACUACGCACCAACGCAUUCACACUGGAGAGAAGCCGUACAGAUGUGAGCAGUGUGGGGCGGCUUUUACCACAUCAAGUGAUUUAACUAGGCACCAACGCAUUCACACUGGAGAGAAGCCGUACAGAUGUGAGCAGUGUGGGGCGGCUUUUAACACAUCAAGUGAUUUAACUACGCACCAACGCAUUCACACUGGAGAGAAGCCGUACAGAUGUGAGCAGUGUGGGGCAGCUUUUACCACAUCAGGUGCCUUAACUACGCACCAACGCAUUCACACUGGAGAGAAGCCGUACAGAUGUGAGCAGUGUGGGGCGGCUUUUAACACAUCAGGUGCUUUAACUACGCACCAACGCAUUCACACUGGAGAGAAGCCAUACAGAUGUGAGCAGUGUGGGGCAGCUUUUACUGAAUCAGGUGCUUUAACUACGCACCAACGCAUUCACACUGGAGAGAAGCCGUACAGAUGUGAACAGUGUGGGGCAGCUUUUACCACAUCGGGUGCUUUAACUACGCACCAACGCAUUCACACUGGAGAGAAGCCGUACAGAUGUGAGCAGUGUGGGGCAGCUUUUACCACAUCAGGUGCUUUAACGAAGCACCAACGCAUUCACACUGGAGAGAAGCCGUACAGAUGUGAGCAGUGUGGGGCGGCUUUUAACACAUCAGGUGCUUUAACUACGCACCAACGCAUUCACACUGGAGAGAAGCCAUACAGAUGUGAGCAGUGUGGGGCAGCUUUUACUGAAUCAGGUGCUUUAACUACGCACCAACGCAUUCACACUGGAGAGAAGCCGUACAGAUGUGAACAGUGUGGGGCAGCUUUUACCACAUCGGGUGCUUUAACUACGCACCAACGCAUUCACACUGGAGAGAAGCCGUACAGAUGUGAGCAGUGUGGGGCAGCUUUUACCACAUCAGGUGCUUUAACGAAGCACCAACGCAUUCACACUGGAGAGAAGCCGUACAGAUGUGAGAAGUGUGGGGCGGCUUUUACCACAUCAACUGGUCAACUGUAA
Messenger RNA from Cololabis saira (Pacific saury), 1464 nucleotides. Its product is annotated as zinc finger protein 135-like. Gene Ontology annotation, biological process: regulation of transcription by RNA polymerase II; central nervous system development. Lineage: Eukaryota; Metazoa; Chordata; Actinopteri; Beloniformes; Belonidae. The transcript is spliced from 4 exons. The record is from RefSeq and is a predicted model, not a curated record. Bases 1 to 1464 code for a protein of 487 amino acids. Gene Ontology annotation, molecular function: RNA polymerase II cis-regulatory region sequence-specific DNA binding; DNA-binding transcription factor activity, RNA polymerase II-specific. Gene Ontology annotation, cellular component: nucleus.